Messenger RNA from Aspergillus caelatus, 1425 nucleotides. RefSeq names its product secretory lipase-domain-containing protein. Bases 10 to 1278 code for a protein of 422 amino acids. NCBI's taxonomy places the organism in Eukaryota, Fungi, Ascomycota, Eurotiomycetes, Eurotiales, Aspergillaceae. The record is from RefSeq and is a predicted model, not a curated record. Gene Ontology annotation, biological process: lipid catabolic process. The transcript has a single exon. Gene Ontology annotation, molecular function: triacylglycerol lipase activity.
CUCCACGCCAUGCUCUCCCCAGCCCGCCUACUCCCUCUUAUUGGGAGUCUCCUCCCUUUAGUCUCUGGCCUGCCUACCACCGGCUCAUCGUCUGUGGUUCUCCCUCCCAGUGUAGACCCUUUCUAUAGUGCCCCCCAUGGCUUCGAGACCACCCUCCCCGGCGCCAUCCUGCGCCUCCGCCCCGCUCCGGGCAAUCUGACUGCGUUGGUCGGCAAUGCUUCUGCCGCAUACAACAUCGUCUACCGCACCACAGACAGCCAAUAUCGCCCUUCGUGGGCUGUAACCACUGUCUUCAUUCCCUCCAAGCCUCGUCCCGGCAACUCUUCCCUACUCUCCUACCAAAUCGCAUAUGACUCCCACAGCAUUAACGCCAGCCCCAGCUACGCCAUGUACACCUCCCCUCCUAUCGAUGUCUCCAUCGCGCUGAGCCAGGGCUGGUACGUCAAUGUUCCGGACUACGAAGGUCCUCUGGCAUCCUUCACGGCGGGCGUUCAAUCGGGCCACGCAACGCUCGACUCCAUCCGCAGUAUCCUGAAGUCCAACACCACUGCCUUCAACAUUAAAGCUUCAUCCUCCCGCACAGCUCUAUGGGGAUACUCCGGCGGUGCCCUCGCCAGCGAAUGGGCAACCGAGUUACAGGGACAAUACGCGCCCGAACUCUCUCUUGCCGGAGCAGCACUCGGCGGUCUCACACCCAACAUUACAAAUGUAAUGAACACCGUCACAGGGAACCUCAACGCAGGACUCAUCCCAGAAGCAGUCCUCGGUCUGGCCAGUCAAUACCCAGCCACCUACGACUACUUGGUGAACGAAUUAAACCCAGAGGGAACGCAUAACCGCACGACCUUCCUCCUAUCCCGAAACAUGACUCUGGCCCAGGCGGAGGCCUUCUUCGCGGGACAGAAUGUUUACGAGUAUUUUGCCAACGGCAGUGACACCUUCAAGGCUCCUGUGGUGCAGCAUGCGCUGAAUCGCGACGGGUAUAUGGGAUAUCAUGGCGUGCCGCAGACCCCCAUCUAUGCGUAUAAGGCGAUUCAUGAUGAAGUCAGUCCGAUCAGCGAUACGGAUGCGUUGUUGGAAAGGUACUGUGGCGUCGGCGUGAAUAUCUUGUAUGAGCGGAAUACUAUUGGCGGUCAUUCUGCGGAGGGUACAAAUGGCCAUGCGAGGGCGCUGCAGUUUGUAUCCUCUGUUUUGGAUGGGUCGUAUGCUAGUCAAUAUCAGACUAUGGGAUGCACGUUCAGGGAUGUUUCGGUUAAUAUCACUGAUUCGGCGCUGUGAAAUGAUGCUGCCGUGUUGUUAUAGAUAUGGGUGAUGCUUUUAUGGUUGUAUAGUAUUAUUAUGACUGAUUGAACAUUUUCAUAUGGUUAAUAAUAUUGCGCAGGGCUUGUAUAAGUAUAUAUAAUUUGAGUUUGUUUUUGAUCUGUA